AUGUCGUUUGUUGAGUCUCGCGGACCCCCGCGGGUCAAGAAUAAGGCACCCAGUGCCAUUCAAAUUUCGGCCGAACAGCUUCUACGAGAAGCUGUUGAUCGUCAAGAGCCCGGCUUGCAGGCACCAACCCAACGCUUUGCUGAUUUAGAGGAGCUUCACGAAUUUCAAGGUAGAAAACGCAAGGAAUUUGAAGAUUAUGUCCGCAGAAACCGGAUAAACAUGAACAACUGGAUGCGAUAUGCUCAGUGGGAAUUGGAGCAGAAAGAGUUCCAGCGAGCGAGGUCAAUCUUCGAGAGAGCUCUCGAUGUAGACGCCACCUCUAUCACAUUAUGGAUCCGAUAUGUUGAAGCUGAGAUGAAGGCGAGGAGCAUUAAUCAUGCCAGAAAUCUCUUGGAUCGCGCAGUCACAAUUCUACCUCGUGUGGAUAAGUUAUGGUAUAAAUAUUGCUAUAUGGAAGAGAUGCUAGGUAAUAUACCUGGUACAAGACAGGUAUUUGAACGAUGGAUGAGCUGGGAGCCAGACGAGACGGCCUGGAGUAGCUACAUCAAACUGGAGAAACGAUACGGUGAAUUUCAAAAAGCCAGAGAAAUAUUUUCAAGGUUUACAGCCGUUCAUCCGGAACCUCGGAAUUGGAUUAAAUGGGCCAGGUUCGAAGAAGAGUAUGGCACGAGUAGCCUAGUCAGAGAAGUGUUUGGAUCCGCCAUUGAAGCUUUGGGUGACGAUUUCAUGGACGAAAGACUUUUCAUUGCUUACGCUCGCUAUGAAACGAAGCUCAAGGAAUAUGAACGCGCCAGAGCCAUUUACAAGUAUGCCUUGGAUCGUCUUCCGAGAUCUAAAUCUGCAGCACUCCACAAGGCGUACACAACCUUUGAAAAGCAAUUCGGCGAUAGGGAGGGAGUCGACAAUGUAAUCAUUUCCAAACGAAGAAUCCAAUAUGAAGAAUUGGUCAAAGAAAAUCCAAAAAACUACGAUGCAUGGUUUGACUAUGCGAAACUAGAAGAAACCUCUGGAGACAUCGAUCGCGUGCGGGACACUUACGAAAGAGCAAUUGCACAAGUCCCACCAACCCACGAGAAGCGACACUGGCGACGUUACAUAUAUCUAUGGAUUUUUUACGCGAUCUGGGAAGAGCUAGAGUCAAAGGAUGUCGAGCGAGCAAGGCAAAUCUACCAGGAAUGUUUGAAGCUAAUACCCCACAAGAGCUUCACUUUUGCCAAAAUAUGGCUCAUGAAGGCACAAUUUGAGAUAAGACAAGAAAAUCUUUCCGUUGCUAGAAAGACACUUGGCCAGGCCAUCGGCCAAUGUCCUAAAGAUAAGAUUUUUAAAGGCUAUAUUGAGUUGGAGCUAAAACUAUUUGAGUUUGUGCGAUGUCGAACUUUGUAUGAAAAGCAUAUCGAAUGGAAUAGUUCUAAUUGCCAAGCAUGGAUAAAAUUUGCUGAAUUAGAGCGCGGCUUAGAUGAUCUUGUGCGGACCCGAGCAAUAUUUGAGCUCGCUAUCGAACAACCAAUGCUUGAUAUGCCCGAGCUACUAUGGAAAGCUUACAUCGAUUUUGAGGAAGAAGAGGCUGAAUACGAUCGUGCUCGGAAGUUAUAUGAGCGACUUUUAGAGAAGACAGAUCACAUCAAGGUUUGGAUCAGCUACGCACAUUUUGAAAUAAAUAUUCCCGAUGAAGAUGAUGGAGGUACGGAAGAGUUGGAUGAAUCCCCAGUUAGUGAAGCUGCCAAAGCCAGGGCUAGAACAGUCUUUGAGCGAGCACUAAAGAAUAUGAAGGAUAAAGACCUAAAAGAAGAGAGGGUAACACUACUUGACACUUGGCUAUCAUUCGAGCGGACCCAUGGAAGUGAGGUAGAGAUCGAAAAGAUACAACAAUUACUUCCUCGUAAGACAAAGAGGCGCCGCAAGCUAGACGACGAUAACUACGAGGAGUUUGUCGAUUACAUCUUUCCAGCAGACGAUCGGCAGACCGAAAAACUUUCCAACUUCCUAGCACUUGCUCAAUCGUGGAAAAAGGCUGGUGGAACUAUCAGUGGAGAUAUCUCAAGCCAAAGCUAG
This is a messenger RNA of Blumeria graminis f. sp. triticale, 2052 nucleotides long. NCBI's taxonomy places the organism in Eukaryota, Fungi, Ascomycota, Leotiomycetes, Helotiales, Erysiphaceae. The record is from the annotation of a GenBank genome assembly.